GUCACACCAGGACACGAAUCAUUGAGUUUUUAAACACUGCAUUAGAGUUGUCAGUAGUGGGCGUUCACCUCGAGGACGAAACCGUUUUUUUUUUUCUUUUCUUUUUCUUUUUAAGCCACGUAUGGCAUUAUACCAGCGUGACCCAAUACUCUUAAUUCUGAGGCAGACAUGACCCGAGUGCUGUUGGUGGGUGGCGGCCUGACCAGUGCCCUGACCAGUGCCUUGCUGCGGCGGGAGCUGCCACACGCUGAGCUGGUCCUCUGGGACAAGGCACAGGGGGCAGGUGGUCGAAUGGCAACAAGCAGAAGUCCACACGACCCAAACUGUGUAGUUGACCUGGGGGCACAGUACAUAUCAGCCACACCAGAGUAUGCUAAACUCCAUAAGUCGUAUUAUGAUGAACUGUUGAGUGCCGGGGUGCUGGUGCCUCUGACCAGCCACGUGGAGGGCAUGAGGACCAGCGAGGAGGGCACCACACAUUACGUCACCCCCAAGGGCACCUCCUCCAUCGUCAAGCACUUCAUGAGGGAGGCCAAUCUUAAUCCUAAGUUCAAUCACCAUGUCAGCAGCAUCAACCUGCAGGAUGGGAGGUGGAGCGUCAAGACCCAGUCUGGGGAAGCUGAUGUGUUUGACGUGGUGGUGCUGACCAUGCCGGUCCCUCAGGUGCUGGGCCUCACUGGCACUAUAAAGGAACUCAUCGACAAAGAUGAAAAAUUGCUUUCUGACUUAAAAUCCGUUGAGUACAGCUCCCGCUACGCCCUGGGCCUGUUCUUUGAGGAUGGGGCCCAGGUGAGCCUCAGGGACGAGGGGACGGCUGCCCAGUACAUCACCAGCAACCCAGUCGCUCGCUUCAUUGCCCUCGAUAACAAGAAGAGGGCGGCAGACACAGGCAGUCCCUCGGUGGUGCUGCACACGUCGGUGCCCUUCGGCAAGGUGAACGUGGACAAGACGCCAGACCAGGUCAAGCCAGUCCUCCUGGAGUGCAUCAAGGACAUGUACCCACACUGGCCUGAGCCCAAGGCUGUCAAGUGCCAGAAGUGGAAGUUCUCUCAGGUGACCUCAGCCUUCCCUGGCCUCCCUGGCAGUGUGACCUUGGCAGAUGGGCUGGUGGUGGGUGGCGACGGCUUCACUCACUCCAACAUGGACGGCUGCAUAGAGUCAGCCAAGGCGGUGGCUGAGGCUGUGGCCCAGUAUGUCAACUCUCGGGGUUAGCUUGGUAUUGUAGGGGUGGCGGGUGAAGGGGAUACCAGGUGUUGCAUUCUUUUUGCAUUUAGUUUAUUCACCUUAUUUCAGAUGCCACUUCAUUGACUGCUUCUCUCUUUCUCUCUCUCUCUCUCUCUCUCUCUCUCUCUCUCUCUCUCUCUCUCUCUCUCUCUCUCUCUCUCUCUCUCUCUCUCUCUCUCUCUCUCUCUCUCUCUCUCUCUCUCUCUCUCUCUCUCUCUCUCUCUCUCUCUCUCUCUCUCUCUCUCUCAUCAUCAUCAUCAUCAUCAUCUCAUGCUCAUUGCCUUCCACCUUGUAUAGGCUAACCCUUGGUACAGGUUCAGUCACUGCUGUAGAUAAUAGAAACUUUCAAUAUUCCUUAUUUUGUUAACUUGUUUCAAGACAACACGCAUAUCAGUUUUUUUAUUGUAUUUAGUUACAAUAAUUUCCUUUUUGUACAAUUUUCCUUCUGCCUGGUUAAUUCUUAAAGUUCACUUCUUCCUUCAUCUCAGGGUUGGUGAUAAAUAUUGUAAUGUAGAAAAGAAUUAGUUUAUUUUAGUAGUCUCAGGUGCAGGGAGUAAAUAGUCUUAGUUUAUGGGUUUCUAUUUAGAAUUUGGUAGGAUUUUGCUGAAUUUAUAGUUUACUACUUAAAUUAUAUAUAUUCUUUAUUUUUUCCACUUGUGUGCUAGAGUGGCAUCCUUAAGGUGGAAGCCCAAACCAGACACCAGCAUGUUUUGUAUCCUACUGUAGCAAAAGGUUAAUUAUUUAAACAAUGCCUGUGGUGUGAGAAUGUAUAUUAAAAGUACUGAAAGUGAGAAUGAGAGGAGAGAGUGUGCGUAAAGGCAGGAAUAACUGUAGACUUCUUUGGUGACCAUUCCCUGGGGGGUCUUUAGGUGUAAAGAGGGUCAGAAUGUUGUUGGAUACAUAAAAUGUAAUGAUAGAAUUUUCACAUUUAUAGUUUCAAAUUUAUUGAGCUUGGAUAAGCAACGUACACAGCUUUACUUGAAUAAAUAUGUGGUGACAC
Molecule: messenger RNA, 2224 nt
Organism: Scylla paramamosain (green mud crab)
Lineage: Eukaryota; Metazoa; Arthropoda; Malacostraca; Decapoda; Portunidae
Product: renalase-like
Exons: 8
Coding region: 169-1212 (347 amino acids)
Cellular component (GO): extracellular region
Molecular function (GO): oxidoreductase activity, acting on NAD(P)H
Source: RefSeq, a predicted model, not a curated record